Suhomyces tanzawaensis NRRL Y-17324 is the source of this 1050-nucleotide messenger RNA. RefSeq lists its product as uncharacterized. The record is from RefSeq and is a predicted model, not a curated record. The coding region runs from base 1 to 1050 and encodes 349 amino acids. The transcript has a single exon. NCBI's taxonomy places the organism in Eukaryota, Fungi, Ascomycota, Pichiomycetes, Serinales, Debaryomycetaceae.
AUGAAGUUCGCAAAAGUGCUCGUGUCGUCGCUUGCAACGAUGGCCUCCUUUGUGUCUGCCCUCGAGCCAGCCUCCGACCAGAUCGAAGUGUUUCCGUCUGAAUACUCCUAUAUCCUCGACCUCGUCAACGACUACGUCAGUGAGGACUCUCUCACCAAAAGAGACGGUGCCCUGUCAAUAGAAGCCAUCUUAACGGCAGUGUCCAAGUCUGGACUCAUCAGUAACACCAUCGAUGAAGUUGCAGGCUCGCCUGCGUUGAUGAACACCAUUUCCCAGACGCUUAUCAACGUGAUCAACGGCACCAACAUCUCGGCAUUGGAGAACGGCGAAAGCAACCUCCCAGUGAAUGUUACCCAGUUGUUGGACAGCUUGGAUCGCUCGGGAUUGGUGCACUCCACCCUCAACCUGCUCCUCGUCAACGAGACCAACAGACACGAUUUAGCCGUGUGGAGUGGCAAGUUGCUCUGUGCACAGCCAUCCGUGGCCAAGAUCUUGGUCGAUCUUGGAAAUGGCCAGAAGUUGACCUGGAAAUACUUGCACGACGUCAUUGUCAACACCAAGGCCAAGGUGCCCAACACUGUUGGCCCCACCUUGAAGAGCCAGGUUGUGUUUGGCGGAGACGAGCUCGUCAAGAGAGCAGGAAAUUCCAGCAACCAGUAUGCUGGCUCUGCAGCUGCUUUCCUCAACAAUAUCAUCGGAACCGUGGUCCAAUCGCAAAUCUUCACCAGCACCAUCGACAACACAUUUGUGGCGCUCAACAACAGUGGAGUCAUCGCUCCCAUCACCUUGGAAGUGCUUAACAACCCUAACCUUGGAGUCAUUGCCAGCAACAUCGCCCCUGCUGUAUACGACAGUGGUGUUCUCGACAAGAUCGACCUCAACAAAUACUACUCGUUGGCCAAGAAGAAGAAGAUCCUUGCCGAUGGAGUCCAAGUGAUGUUGACCAACCCUACCUACUCUCCAUACUUGGCAUUGUUCUUCAAGCAAAUGGACGAUUCUGGAGUCUACAAACAGGUCCAAGAAAACCUUUUCGGGCCUCAGAAAAACUAA